This is a messenger RNA of Camponotus floridanus (Florida carpenter ant), 6198 nucleotides long. RefSeq names its product NPC intracellular cholesterol transporter 1 (gene Npc1a). The record is from RefSeq and is a predicted model, not a curated record. Gene Ontology annotation, cellular component: membrane. The transcript has 19 exons. Lineage: Eukaryota; Metazoa; Arthropoda; Insecta; Hymenoptera; Formicidae. Gene Ontology annotation, molecular function: lipid carrier activity. The coding region runs from base 284 to 4411 and encodes 1375 amino acids.
GUUGAGACGGCGGUUCGAGUGGUCGUUGUUUUGCACGGUGCGCGAAUCACGAACAUCCUCGGGGAGCAGAGAUUGCGCGCGAGUGCAAACGGGAUACGAUAUUCAUCGUGGCGUUUCACGGCGAUAAUCAUUUCGUGAUUGACGUUCUAUCGCUCGUUCAGCGGAAAGUCGAGCCGCCCGAAGGUUAGAAGGCGGCAGUAUCCGAUAACGAUUAACGUACGCGUAGAAGGAAACGAAUUCCGGGCGUGACGCAUCUCGCGGUUAGUGUUAAUCGCCGCGCGCGAUGCACAGGACUAGUGUAACGGCCGUGAAUUGCCUUCGUCGUCGGACUUUGACAGGUGCGGUCGUGACCAUGUACGACAGCGGUGUACUCUGGCCUCUGUUGCUGCUACUGUUGACCUUGUCUAGCUUCGCGAGUCCGGUCGCCAGUGAUAAUAGUAGUCAUUGUAUAUGGUAUGGAGAAUGUUAUAAGGAUGCAGCUCAGCACAAAAAGAAUUGUUUUUAUAAUGGCACGGCGAAACCAUUGGAUUCCGAGGGACAGAAAUUAUUGGCUAAGCAUUGUCCACAUUUGUUGGUGGAUGAUGGCACGGGAAUUAAUACUUGCUGCGACACGAAUCAACUUACAACAUUGGAUGCAAAUAUCAAGCUUGCAUCCAACUUUUUAAAAAGAUGCCCUAGUUGCUUAGAUAAUUUAGCAAAGCACUUUUGCGAUUUCACAUGCGCUACUAACCAAAGCAAAUUUAUCAAUGUUACGGAGAAAGGCGAAGCAAGCGGUAAAGAAUAUGUUAAUGGGAUAGAUGUAUUCAUAACAAAUAAGUAUCUUGAAGGAACGUUUAACUCGUGCAAUAAAGUAUCAGUGCCGAGCACAGGCCAGUUAGCACUAGAUCUAAUGUGUGGAGAAUGGGGUGCAAGUAGAUGCACUCCUUUAAAAUGGUUCCACUAUAUGGGCGAUGCGGAGAAUAAUAUCUAUGUACCUUUCCAAAUUACAUAUAAAAAUACUGAUGAACCUGUUGGCUCCUUUAUACCAUUAGAUCCUCUAAUCACGCCAUGCAGUAAGGCGCUAAACAAAAAUACUCCAGCUUGCAGUUGUGUUGAUUGUGAACAAAGUUGUCCAACACCACCACCGGUGCCUCCACUUCCAAAACCAUUCUCAAUAUUCGGUUACGAUGGUUACCAAGUUAUAAUGACAAUUAUUUUUGUAUGUGGCACUUGCCUUUUCCUCCUAUUAGUAAUGUGUUUCAGCCAUAGAAAACGUAUAGUUGCACGAGGGGAGGAGGUAGGAAGACAGGUGGGUAGACGGCUAGCUGCCGGAUUACACCCAGGAGAUGGUGCUCGUAUUGCCCUUGCCGCUGACCAAGAAGACAGCCCACUUCAGUCUAAGCGUUCCAGCGUCAUAUCAACCGACGAAUUACCAAGUGGAUUUGACGAAGAACAAUCCACUUUCAUUGAGAAGCUUGGAGCAGGUACUGACAAAUUUUUGCAAGAAUUCUUCUGCAAAUGGGGAACGUUUUGCGCUUCUCGGCCUUGGUUAAUACUUUUCCUUGGCUUCCUAUUGAUCGUUGCUUUAGGACAUGGCAUAAAAUAUAUGCAAGUUACUACAGAUCCUGUAGAACUGUGGGCAUCUCCGCAUUCCCGAUCACGUGUCGAAAAGGAAUAUUUCGAUAAACACUUUGAGCCCUUUUAUCGAAACGAACAAAUUAUUAUCACUUCUGUCGGCUUACCGAAUAUUGUGCACAACACUUCUAACGGACCAAUCGUAUUUGGACCUGUGUUUAAUGAUACUUUCCUAAAAACAGUCUUAGAAUUGCAAGAAGGAAUUAAGAAUAUAAUUACUGCUAACAACUAUACAUUAGCGGAUAUAUGUUUCGCUCCUUUAACUGGACCAUUUACCGGACCGACAACAGUAUCGCAAUGUACUAUUCAAAGUAUUUGGGGUUAUUGGCAAGAUAGUUUAGAAAAGUUUGAGACUUCGGAUGACGAUAACAAUUAUACAGUCAACUAUUUGGACCAUUUCAGAGUUUGUUCGCAGAAUGCAUACAAUCCUGAGUGUCUCGCGCCUUACGGCGGGCCUAUAGAACCGGCAAUCGCAGUAGGCGGAUUUUUGUCUCCAGGACAUGAUCUUCAUAAUUCACCAUAUGAAAAGGCAACCGCUAUAAUCCUUACUUUUCUUGUAAACAAUUAUCACAAUAAAGCCAAAUUGCUUCCUGCUAUGGAAUGGGAAGAAAGUUUUAUUAACUUUAUGAAAAAUUGGACUGCAACGAAAAAACCGGCAUUUAUGAACAUUGCAUUCACAUCAGAACGAUCUAUCGAGGAUGAACUGAAUCGUGAAUCAAAAUCGGACAUUGUAACUAUUUUGGUAUCAUAUGUCAUCAUGUUUGGAUACAUCGCAGUAUCACUCGGCCAAAUUAGAUCAUGCACUCGUCUUUUGUACGAUUCCAAGAUUACUCUUGGGCUUGGAGGUGUGCUCAUAGUGCUGUUGUCUGUGAUUUGCUCAGUCGGACUGUUUGGCUUCAUUGGUGUACCAGCUACACUGAUUAUCAUCGAGGUCAUUCCGUUCUUGGUACUAGCGGUCGGAGUAGAUAAUAUUUUUAUUCUCGUUCAAACUCAUCAGAGAGAGGGCAGACGCCCGAAUGAAUCGAUUCAGGAACAUAUCGGACGUACACUGGGUCAAGUCGGUCCUAGUAUGUUGCUUACUAGUGUAUCGGAAAGCUGUUGCUUCUUUCUAGGCAGCCUCUCUGAUAUGCCUGCUGUAAAAGCAUUUGCUCUUUAUGCUGGAAUGGCUUUAUUAGUGGACUUUAUAUUGCAAAUUACAUGUUUCGUCAGUCUCUUAGCUCUUGACACAAUUCGGCAUACGAACAACAGACUGGAUGUAUGUUGCUUUAUACACUCCAAGCGUGAUGAUGGAGAAGAAGUAGUAGAUGGAAUAUUGUAUAAAAUUUUCAAAGUUGCAUAUGUUCCGUUAUUAUUGCAAAAGUGGGUUCGCACGGCUGUGAUGAUUGUGUUUUUCGGUUGGCUUUGCAGCAGUAUCGCUGUAAUACCACACAUCGAAAUUGGCCUAGAUCAAGAGCUCUCUAUGCCUGAAGAUAGUUUUGUGCUUAAAUAUUUCAAAUUCUUAAAUAAUUAUUUAUCUAUUGGACCACCGAUGUAUUUCGUUGUUAAAGAUGGCCUAAAUUAUUCGGAUACUAAAAUGCAAAAUCUUAUUUGCGGUGGACAAUAUUGUAACAGUGAUUCAGUAUCAACUCAAAUAUUUACAGCAUCCAAACAAUCAAAUAGAACUUAUAUAGCUAAGCCUGCUUCGUCUUGGAUGGAUGAUUAUAUCGAUUGGUCUGGAUUACCCGGUUGUUGCAGAUAUUUUCCUACGAAUAAUUCAUUCUGUCCACAUACUGAUCGACAAUGUCGUAGUUGCAAUAUCACUUUGAACAAAUACAACAGACCGAUGCCUAUGGAUUUCGACAAAUAUGUAUCGUUCUUCCUGCAAGAUAAUCCCGAUGAAACUUGCGCUAAAGGAGGUCAUGCGGCUUACGGACAUGGUGUAAAUUACAUGACCGAUCCUAACACAGGGAUGUCAACUGUUGGCGCUUCGUAUUUUAUGGCUUAUCACACUAUCCUCAAAACUUCAGCCGAUUAUUACGAAUCGAUGAGAGCAGCCAGAGUCGUAGCAGCUAAUAUUACAGAUAUGCUCAACUGUAACCUGCAACGUAAAAACACCACUGUGGAAGUUUUUCCAUAUAGUGUUUUCUAUGUAUUUUACGAGCAGUAUUUGACCAUGUGGCCUGAUACAUUGCAAAGUAUAGGAAUCUCAUUGCUCGCUAUAUUUGUCGUUACUUUCUUGCUGAUGGGUUUGGAUAUUUUCUCAUCGCUAGUUGUUCUAAUUACGAUCACAAUGAUCGUCGUCAAUAUUGGCGGUUUGAUGUAUUGGUGGCAUAUAACUCUAAAUGCGGUAUCUCUAGUAAAUCUUGUUAUGGCAGUUGGUAUAGCUGUCGAAUUUUGCAGUCAUUUAGUGCAUUCCUUUUCGGUAUCAGUUCAAGCUACUAGAGUAGAAAGAGUUGCAGAUGCGUUGACGAAUAUGGGAAGCUCAGUAUUUAGCGGUAUCACAUUGACAAAGUUUGGUGGUAUCAUAGUCCUGGGAUUUGCAAAAAGCCAAAUUUUCCAGGUCUUUUACUUCAGAAUGUAUCUAGGUAUUGUGUUAUUUGGAGCAGCCCAUGGUCUCAUCUUUUUGCCAGUAUUAUUAAGUUAUAUAGGCGUGAUGUCGCGCCGAGGGCGUAGAAAAGACCGCGAACUCGCGAGCGAAAGUGAAACUAGACGUCACCAACGUGACCAAUCAGACUCUCCUCUACUCCAAAACGACAACCAUCAAAGCGCGACCACUUCCUACGCCAGUAUGAACCCCACUGAUGUGAUCACCAUGUAACGUUCUAACAUUCAAAUCAAUCCUCGCCGAUUUAAUCGAAUAUAAUUUUUGUACUUAGAAGGACAUAAAGAAUAAUCUACUUAGUGGAUUCACUAGGUAAGGUCAAUGAUGUCCUUCAAUUUGACCUGACUUGCGAGCCGAGAAAGAGAUACAAAGAGUCGCACGAGCUCUUCUUUUCUCUGAAUUAUGGAAAAUUUAAUGCGAAUCAUUCUCAAUGAAAUUCCUUGUAACUGGUGAAUAUAUCCAUCUACGUUCAUAUCUGGCAUUCUUAGCGACAAAUAAAUUUGUAUAGCUCUAGGUUUUUGUCAUUUUUAUUUAUUUUUUUGGGCAAAGCUUUUUUUUAUGUCGUAAUAUACUAUUGUCACAGAGACUGUAUUCUAAAUUUAAAAAAAUAUGUAUCUUGCAAUUGCAAACGAUCGAUCGUAUGAUCGAUUUUAGGUAAAAUAAUUUAUCUAGAAUGAUGAGAAUUUAUUUCCUUAUUACAUAUUCGUCGUUAAGUAAAUUUAGUGAGAAUAAUAAUAAAUUUAACGGAUAUAAAAUGCAUUUUCUUUUUUUUAACGCGAAUGCAUUUCUCAAUUGUGAGAUGAAUCCUUUUUUCUCUGAUAUUGAUAUCCAAUUAUUACUUAUAUAAAAAAAAAAGUUGCAUCAAAAUAUUGAUAAUUAAAUGAACAAUUAAUCGAAACAUUAUUGAUUUCUUCGAUACGUAAAUUAUUUAAGAAAUUAAUAAAAUAUAUAUGUAGAAAAGAAAGUAUUUCUCUCUCAAGUAAUACAGUCAAUUUCCUUUAUUCUAAAGUUAUCGGGAACAUUUCUUCUCUGUCCUUCUAUCCUCUCAAUUUUUGUAAUGCAUAUAAAAAUAUAUUUUUCAUAUAGUUUCUCACUCUAUUAUACAUAGAGUAAAUGAUGAAUCGAAAGAAAAAUUCUAGUUUGCCAAAACACAACUGAACCAUAAAAUUUAGAAUAAAGAAACGCUAGAAAAAAGGACAUCGAUUGUAUAAAAAAAAUAUCUUAUUUAUAUUAUAUUUAGAGAUUUCACGUAUGAUAUGCACUUGGAAUUCGUGCAAAUAAAUUUAAUUAUUUUUACUUAUGCCGUCCACAUCUGAGAUGUAAUACAAAAAAUGUGAUGUAUAUGAAACAAAAUAGAAUCGAAGAUAAUGAUCGAGAUUUAAUUAUACGAUGAUUGAAGUUUAUAUAUUUGCGCAAGUAAAAAUGAUAUCUAUAUCAGGAUUCAAGUUUUCGAAUUACUCACAUUAACCCACAAGUUCUGUGGUAUGGGAUCGUAUAGAAUCGUAUAGAAUAGUGCGAUCUUAGGUCUAACCAUUCUCAAUAUUAUUAGAUAUAUUAUUCGUUUUAUUUUUAUAUAUACUUCGCUAAAUACGUUAUAUAAAUGCAGCUGAAAUUGCUUAAAAUUUUUUUUAUAUAAUUAACUUUGGAUGCAAGAACAACGUAGGAAUUCUGUUAAUGAAUGCUCGAUAAAAAGAAAUUGAAACCUCGUUAUAGUAUCGAUUGGCAAAGUUGUAUCUUACAAUUUAAUAUUACAAAUUUUCACCAUGAUUCUUAAGUAUCAAAAAUUUCCAUCGCGAAAUACAUAAAAAAUAUCAGUAUUGUCAAUUAGAUGUAUGCUUUGUCUAUUUUUUAAGUAAACUUUGUCUUAAAAAUUACGAAUUUAUAUUUUUCAACUUAUAAUUAAUUAUUAAGGCCAGACAAAGUAAUGAUUCGUUCUUUUAUUGCUGACUUACUAUGGAUCAACGAGGAACAUUACAUUUGUGAGAUUCAAAUAUUCUCAUUAU